This is a messenger RNA of Hylaeus volcanicus, 3639 nucleotides long. Its product is annotated as organic cation transporter 1-like. The record is from RefSeq and is a predicted model, not a curated record. Gene Ontology annotation, molecular function: transmembrane transporter activity. Gene Ontology annotation, cellular component: membrane. Bases 1545 to 3563 code for a protein of 672 amino acids. The transcript is spliced from 10 exons. Gene Ontology annotation, biological process: transmembrane transport. NCBI's taxonomy places the organism in Eukaryota, Metazoa, Arthropoda, Insecta, Hymenoptera, Colletidae.
AUGCAGAUGAGAAUUUUGCCCAUCUCUGGUGUCGAGUUACCGUGGGACCGGUUGCGUCGGAAACCGGAAGAAAACGUUUCCUUUUGGGAGCACGGAUCAGGAAGGUCGAGAAACGACCUGUAAGUGGUCACUGUGGAUGGUGGCCGGAUGACGGUGCAGUGACGAGCCCGCUACGCCGAAGAGUGUUUCGGUAGCUUGAACUGACGUUUGAACUGAACUACCUGUGCGCGUGUACGAGACGUGAAGGUGUUGAGAUCGCGCGCGAGCAUCGCUGGGAUCGAUCCCGCUGGAUUCCACGUCGCGUCUCGAUCUCGCGAUCGUUUGGAACGACGCGUUUCCUGCUGCAUUUGCUAGCAGCAGCUGAGGGAGUAAGGAUCCACAGCCUGGAGGUGCAACGCGGACCAUCCGACGCAGCACGUCCAAAUCCGAAGCAUAUCACCCAACGCAGACCGCUCGAAGCGAACGAUCCAAAGCAGGUCGUUCGAGCAGAUCCCUCCAACGAAGUCCCAGUUUCCGAAGCUCGGAGGUACACGGUGACCCGCGACUACAUCUGCGUUCGACGUCUGCGGCGACGGUGGCCGCGGGGAGGCGGUGGGACGCCGUCGAAGACGAUGAGGAUCGGAAGAGAGGAGGUGUUUACGGGCGAUGGCUGAUCGCGCUAUGCUCGCGGCAUAUAAGAACGCGCGAAGACGUGCGUUCGCCGCGCUUCACGCGACUCCGAAUUCGACGCUCGAAGUUCCAUCGCGGGACGCAACGAUCGGCCGCACGAGAACUCUGCGGAACGGGAAUCGCGUUCACCAGUUGACCGAGGACAAGCCUCGCGGAGGACGUGCUAUUUUCUCGUACUCUUGUUGCUAGUGUCACCGCGACGCCACUCAACGUCGCGUCGUCACCCUUGCUAGAUCUCGCGACGCAUUCACGGCGAUGGCCACGGUAGCGCCUUGAUUAAAAGUGACAUUCGUCGUGAUUGAUAUCCUGGGUGGCACGGGGAAUCGAGUGUUUGUGGUUGUUUGAAUAUUUUGGGGGGAAUUCGGGACGAGAUAAGAGAUUCUUAGUGAAGAACAGAGAGAGGAGGGUUCGAGGGUGAUCGGAGCGAAGGAGGUAGUUGUUUGGUGGUGUUUGGCUCUUGGGACAUUUUUAAAAACUCUCUACCGGGUAAUUUAAUAUCCGAAAGAACCGGUUUCAAAGAGAAGAGUAAGAAGAGGACAACCGCGUGCAGCAGAAAGUUCGAUGGUGCCUGGGACCAUAUCUGGUUAAACUUGUCUUGACAUUUGAUUUUUCUCGGGAAGAGGUAGAAAAUUCUGUAGCGCGUAACAUUUUCAAACAGUUUGACGUAGAGUGUGUUUGGUGGGUGUAGUAAGAAAAAAGUGAAAAGUAGGGGGUGGAACAGCGACAAUCGAGCAGUCGGCGUUCAUGUCCUCGAGAGCGCGUCGCGGCGGUCAUGCCGCGUGAUUCAAGGGUGCAGGUCUGUCGGGUACCCGUCGCAUCGCGGAGCAUCGCGGUCGAGGUGUCGUUCAAACGCGGCGGAGCCUAACGCCGGAAACAUGAGCUCGAUCGACUUCGACGAGGUGUUGGUGCACGUGGGCGAGAAGGGCAAAUACCAGAACAUCAUGUACUAUCUUCUCUGCAUACCGGCCACUCUGCCUGCCGCAUUUCUCGCCUUCUCGCAAGUGUUCGUGAGCGCGUCGCCAGACCACUGGUGCAGAGUCCCCGAACUGGAGAAUCUGACGGAGUUGAUGACGCUGCAAGAACGGAAGACCCUGUCCGUACCGUACAUCGAGAAGUCCGAUGGGAAGCUUAAGUACUCGAAAUGCACGAUGUACGACGUGAAUUACACGGCGAUCAUCGAGUCGUGGCUGGACCGAGGGAUUCUCGAAAACGCGACGGACGGGGGAGAGUAUCGUUUGAGGGAUAGGUUACCUCCACCACCUGUUGCUAGUCCUGAUUGGCCAGUGUCCAAGUGUAGACACGGCUGGGUCUACGACAAGCGGGACUACGACAGCACCCUCGUCACCGAGCUAGACUUGGUAUGCGACAACAGCUGGUGGCCUUCCACCUCUACGACCUUCUUCUACGUCGGUAGCCUCUUCGGGAACGUCGUGUUCGGCUGGAUCGCCGACAAAUGGGGCAGAAGAACGGCCUUCUUCGCCAUACUGUUUCUCGAGGUGAUCAUCUCGAUCGCCACCAGCUUCAGCCCCAACUACGUGAUCUACACAGCGUUGAGGACCGUGAACGGUCUCUUCUUCCCCGCCAUCUAUCAGAUACCCUUCAUACUGGCCCUCGAGUUGAUGGGCCCCAGGUACAGAACCUUCGCUGGGAUGGUGAUUUGCAUGUUCUUCGCGUCAGCCAUGUCUCUUCUUGCCUUGCUGGGUUACUUGCUGAGGCACUGGUUCACCCUGUCUCUGGCGACCUCCGUUCCAUUCGUCCUCCUGUUCAGCUACUACUGGAUCAUUCCAGAGUCGCCGAGGUGGCUCCUCAGCAAAAACAGGAUAGACGAGGCGGAGGUGAUUGUCCAGCGAAUGGCCAAGAUCAACGGGAAAACGGUCCCCAGCAAUUUUCUCAGAAAGAUGGAGAUGGAGAUCCUGAGGAGGCAGGGGGUUUCCUGCAACGGGACGAACUCCGGCGAGAACGAGAUGGUGGACGUCGAGGACAGGUCGCCGCCACCGUCAGCGACGCCCAUGGACCUGGUCAGGAAUCCCAACAUCAGGAAGAAGUUCUUCAUCCUGGCGUUCGACUGGGUGGCGAACGCUGUCGUGUACAACGGGUUGUCCUACAACACGACCAACCUGGGGGUCUCCGAUUACUUGGCGUUCUUCAUCGGUGGUCUGGUGGAGAUACCGUCCUACGUCAUCACGUGGUACGCGAUGGACAGGCUAGGCAGAAGAUGGGUCCUGUGUCUAACCAUGCUCCUAGGUGGGGUCGCCUGCGUCUCCUGCAUGUUUGUUUCCGAAGACGCGGUCUGGGUGACGGUGUGCCUGGCGAUGAUCGGGAAAUUUGGGAUCGCAGCCUCGUUCGCCGUGUUUUACGUUUUCGUGGGGGAGCUACUGCCCACUGUGCUGAGGUCCCAGGCGAUGGGCAUCGCCUCGUUUAUCGCUGGGAUAGGUUUGCUAGCGUUUCCAUAUAUAGUCCACCUGGCAGUCUACUCGAGGGUUCUUCCUCUGAUCAUAAUGGGCACGUUAAGUGUCGCUGGGGCGCUCACGUCCAUCUUCCUCCCGGAAACCCUCAACAUUCACCUGCCGCAAACGAUCGAGGAGGGCGAACUCUUCGGGGCUGAUUUCAAACUCUGGUCCUGCCCGACGUUACCAAAGAAGCGGAGGAAGUCGGACAAAUGCGAGGCUGUGCCCCUGAGGUACCUGGUGAACGGGAGGCCAGGGAAUCGAUCCUCGCCGUCCAGGUCGCAGGACGAGGACCAGGAGGACGAGAACUCCUUUCAGGCCUCCAAUGGUCAGGAAGAGCAACUGUCGUGGAAACCCAGCGCAACAGACGGCAGAGAGGAGUACGCGGAACGCGAUGAAAAGUGCGUGGACGCGGUAGUCGUCGUUGAACACAGAAGGACGCAAUGAAUCUGUGGCUGCUCGGUGCAAUUGCCCUUCACGACUUUGUAUUAUAAAUAUCAGUAUAGAGACGCGUCCGUAUUUA